GUCGGAGAGGAGAGAGCAGAGAGAGACACAGGAACAAGAACAGCAAAGGGCAGAGCAGACCUGCGCCAGGGGCGCACAACGGCCGUGUCCACCUCCCAGCCCCAAGAUGGUGCUUCCCACAGGCAGCCACGCGUAGCAGCCAGAGACAGCUCCAGACAUGUGGCUCUUCUUCGAGAUCACUGGAUUGCUGACGGCAGCCCUCUCAGGUCAUCCAUCUCCAGCCCCACCUGACCAGCUCAACACCAGCAGUGCAGAGAGUGAGCUCUGGGAGCCAGGGGAGCGGCUUCCGGUCCGUCUGACAAACGGGAGCAGCAGCUGCAGCGGGACGGUGGAGGUCCGGCUCGAGGCGUCCUGGGAGCCCGCGUGCGGGGCGCUCUGGGACAGCCGCGCCGCCGAGGCCGUGUGCCGAGCACUGGGCUGCGGCGGGGCGGAGGCCGCCUCUCAGCUCGCCCCGCCGACCCCCGAGCUGCCGCCCCCGCCGGCAGCCGGGAACACCAGCGCAGCAGCUAAUGCCACUCUGGCCGGGGCGCCCGCCGUCCUGUGCAGCGGCGCCGAGUGGCGGCUCUGCGAGGUGGUGGAGCACGCGUGCCGCAGCGACGGGAGGCGGGCCCGUGUCACCUGUGCAGAGAACCGCGCGCUGCGCCUGGUGGACGGUGGCGGCGCCUGCGCCGGCCGCGUGGAGAUGCUGGAGCAUGGCGAGUGGGGAUCAGUGUGCGAUGACACUUGGGACCUGGAGGACGCCCACGUGGUGUGCAGGCAACUGGGCUGCGGCUGGGGAGUCCAGGCCCUGCCCGGCUUGCACUUCACGCCCGGCCGCGGGCCUAUCCACCGGGACCAGGUGAACUGCUCAGGGGCCGAAGCUUACCUGUGGGACUGCCCGGGGCUGCCAGGACAGCACUACUGCGGCCACAAAGAGGACGCGGGCGUGGUGUGCUCAGAGCACCAGUCCUGGCGCCUGACAGGGGGCGCUGACCGCUGCGAGGGGCAGGUGGAGGUACACUUCCGAGGGGUCUGGAACACAGUGUGUGACAGUGAGUGGUACCCAUCGGAGGCCAAGGUGCUCUGCCAGUCCUUGGGCUGUGGAACCGCGGUUGAGAGGCCCAAGGGGCUGCCCCACUCCUUGUCCGGCAGGAUGUACUACUCAUGCAACGGGGAGGAGUUCACCCUCUCCAACUGCUCCUGGCGGUUCAACAACUCCAACCUCUGCAGCCAGUCGCUGGCAGCCAGGGUCCUCUGCUCAGAUUCCCGGAGUUUGCACAAUCUGUCCACUCCCGAAGUCCCUGCAAGUGUUCAGACAGUCACUAUAGAAUCUUCUGUGACAGUGAAAAUAGAGAACAAGGAAUCUCGGGAGCUAAUGCUCCUCAUCCCCUCCAUCGUUCUGGGAAUUCUCCUCCUUGGCUCCCUCAUCUUCAUAGCCUUCAUCCUCUUGAGAAUUAAAGGAAAAUAUGCCCUCCCCGUAAUGGUGAACCACCAGCACCUACCCACCACCAUCCCGGCAGGGAGCAAUAGCUAUCAACCGGUCCCCAUCACCAUCCCCAAAGAAGUUUUCAUGCUGCCCAUCCAGGUCCAGGCCCCGCUCCCUGAGGACUCAGACUCUGGCUCGGACUCAGACUAUGAGCACUAUGACUUCAGCGCCCAGCCUCCUGUGGCCCUGACCACCUUCUACAGUGAGUGCCUGGCCGGGCUCCCGAGGGCCCACCUACCUGAAUCUGGGAGGGAGCCCCGAGGGGACCGUCAGAUUCCCAGCGGCAUCGGGUCACAGAUGAGGAGGUCCAGCAAAGCAGGUUCCAGAUGCCACCCUUGGAGGAAGGACUUGAAGAGUUGCAUGCCUCCCACAUCCCAACUGCCAACCCUGGACACUGCAUUACAGACCCGCCAUCCCUGGGCCCUCAGUAUCACCCGAGGAGCAACAGUGAGUCGAGCACCUCUUCGGGGGAGGAUUACUGCAAUAGUCCCAAAAGCAAGCCGCCUCCAUGGAACCCCCAGGUGUUUUCUUCAGAGAGGAGUUCCUUCCUGGAGCAGCCCCCAAACUUGGAGCUGGCCGGCACCCAGCCAGCCUUUUCAGCAGGGCCCCCGGCUGAUGACAGCUCCAGCACCUCAUCCGGGGAGUGGUACCAGAACUUCCAGCCACCACCCCAGCCCCCUUCGGAGGAGCAGUUUGGCUGUCCAGGGUCCCCCAGCCCUCAGCCUGACUCCACCGACAACGAUGACUACGAUGACAUAGGCGCAGCCUAGGCCGGGGCCAGCCGAGGCUCCUGGGGUGCCUCUGACCCUCUGGCUUCCUGCUCUACCUACUCUCUUUCCCCUUCCCCACCCUCUCAGCUCACCUCCCCAUGGAGCUGAGAGGCCUCCCUUGGAUAGAUGGAAGGAAACGUUACACCUUGUACCCCUCGGUCUCCAUCCAUCAAGCCAAACCUGCUGCCACAGCCCUCCCCCGGCCCCAGAUAGCAGCCCCAGGGAGGAUGCUGCCUCCAAGAGGUGUGAGCCCUCUGUCUCAGGGAUGAACAAGCAGAGUCUGGGCUACCUCUCGACAGCUGGUGGAGGGGAGUUGAGGAGCUGGACUGGAUGACUCUGGAGGCCCCUUCCAAACCUCAAGUGUCCGGCGCUUUGAUUGCCUGAGUUUCUGACACUUCAGGGCCCAGAGGUCCUGCGAGGGGCAGAACUGGACCCCCAUGCCAGUGCUGCUGCAGGAGGGCCCACAUACUAGGGUCUGCUGAGCUGUUGUCACUGAUCGGUGGGCGCUGGGGGGAUGGGGUAACACACCAGCUGUCCCAGGCUUUGCUCCGGGCGGUAACUGCACUUGGGCAGGGAAUAUAGCCUUCCUGGGCACAACUAGCUGACAAUGACAGGUUGACUGUGUACCCCCAACCAAGGAGCUGGGGCCCAAGGCCAGUCCUGCCCCAGAGACACUCCAAGUCCGCCAGGGGCACAGACCAGUUCUGCAGUGACUGUCCCUGGACAAUGGGUCUUUAUUCUGAGCUUCCUAUGGUUUACAAAGAGGGCCCCAGCCCAGCCCCACCACAGAUCCCAGAGAUAGGGGCCCAGUCUCCAUGGGGGCAGGAGCAUAGAGAUGUUUUCCAGGAAGGGGCUCAGAAGCUGCACUAGGCCCCGAGUUCCCAUGUGUCUCCUUGAAUUGAUGAGGAUGCUCCUGGGAGGGAUGCAUGACUAUGCGGUGUUGCACCCGGGGCUGCAAACGUCUCCGUGCAGCCCCCAGAGAGAGGCCCACGGGCUCAGACCAGGCUUUGUUGUCCUGCUCUGAGUAUCCUGAGAUUAAACUGAAUUGCUGAAUGAAA
Molecule: messenger RNA, 3293 nt
Organism: Pan troglodytes (chimpanzee)
Lineage: Eukaryota; Metazoa; Chordata; Mammalia; Primates; Hominidae
Gene: CD6
Product: CD6 molecule
Exons: 13
Coding region: 158-2224 (688 amino acids)
Cellular component (GO): membrane
Source: RefSeq, a predicted model, not a curated record